AUGCCAGCUGUGCAGGCGGGUAGGGUGCGGCAGCAGCUGCAGGCAGUGGAGAGUUUUGAGACGUCUCGAAACGAAAUUAUGCCACCCGUGCAGGCGGGAUGGGUGCAGCAGCAGCUACGGGCAGUGGAGAGGGAGUUGAACGCUCUAGGGGAUGCGCUCAUGGUGCUGAAAGGUGGGGAAAGCGGAGGAGCGGACACGGGUAAAGGCGUGAGCGGGAGAGGGAUUGGGAGAGGGCGUGGGAGAGGGCUUGGGAGGGGUUCUGGAGCAGGAGGAGCGGCGAAGGGGAAGAGCGCGAAGGUUACCGGAUUUGGAAUUUCUGACAGCAGCAGUGGGCAGGCUGCAAGGGAUGAGGAUGAAAUGAGGGAGAAGAAGGAAAAGAGCAAGGACACGAGCAAGGAUGAAGGUGAUGGUGCGGGUGAGGAGAAGAAGGGUGCUGAUAUUGCUACUAUUGUGGAAGGGGAUCGCGACCGUGUCGCACUCAAAAUAUCUGGCAGCCAGGCGGACGGCACAGCAAGGAGCCUAAACCUACAGGCGACCGGGACUGGCAAGAUCUCACAGGCAGACAGUACCGCUAGGAACCUCCAGCUGGCGCUGACAGAGGAGCGCGUGAAGAGCCUCCUGAAACUGCGCAGGCAGCUGCAGGCUCAGCUGGGGGAGGCUCAGAUGGGGGAGGCUCGACUGGGGGAGGCUGGGCCUGGGGGAAGGCUGGCUGGUGGCGGAGAGGGAGAGGGGAGAGGAGGUAGAGGAGGAAAGGGAGAAGGAAGGGGUCGGGUUUUGGAUGGGGGACGGGAAGGUGGAAGGGUUGUGGGGAAAGGGAAGGGCAAGGGUAAGGCGCAGAUUGGUGGAGAGUGGAGAAGUGGCGAGAGUGGAAGAGGGGAGGGGGAGGGUGCGAGGGUGGAUGAGGGGAAGAGGAAAGGGAAGGGGAAGGGGAAGGUGGAGGCUACAAUGCUGAUGGAUGACGUGGAUGAUUUUGAUUCGGCGCUGGAUGGUGCUGCUGCAACUGGAUUCGUGGAAACGGAGCGGGAUAGGCUCAUUCGUUUGGGUCUCAUCACUCCUUUCGCACAGCUCAAGGGCUUUGACAAGGCCGUUCAAAUGAGAGCUGCAAGAGAGAGGAGGGGAGUAGGGGGAAGAGGGGGAAGUGGAGGACGAGGGAGGGAAAUUUUGACGCAAGAAGACAACGAGGAGGAGGAAGGAGAUGGAACAGGAAAGAGAAGAAGCAAGGGAAGAGGGCAGAGUAAGGGCAGUGGGGGCAAAGGCAAUGGGAAAAAAGGCAGUGGGGGUAAGGGCAGUGAGAGCAACAGCGGUGGCAUGAAGGGUAGUGGAAGCAAGAGCAGCAUCAACCGGCAGCAUCAAGUCUACGAGAAAUGGAGAAAGGCUCUCGAAUCCGCUGUUGGGGUGACCCUACCGAAGAAACCCUCGUUAGAAUCACACCCAAACUCGCCGCUAACCGCCCUCUCUUUAGUCCCCGUACCAGCAGCAUCAGGUUUGGCCCGAGGCAACAGCCUCGUCAUCACCACAUACGAGCAGGUUCGGUUGCGGCGAGAGCUGUUCCUGGCCGUUGAUUGGGGGUACGCGAUACUCGACGAGGGCCAUCGGAUCAGGAACCCUGAUGCAGACACCACGAUUGCAUGCAAGCAGCUUCGCACGCCGCACCGGCUGCUGCUGAGCGGAUCACCGAUUCAGAACCGGCUGGACGAGCUCUGGUCGCUCAUGGACUUUGUCUACCCGGGCAGGCUGGGCACGCUACCCGUGUUCUCAACAGAGUUUGCUCUCCCCAUUGCGAUUGGUGGAUACCUCAACGCCACUCCCCUGCAGGUCGCCACGGCUUACAAGUGUGCGGUUGUGCUUCGAGACGUCAUCCUUCCAUACCUACUCCGGAGAGUCAAGGCGGAUGUUGACAUUCAAUUGCCAGAAAAGACGGAACGCGUGCUGCUGGUGCCUAUCACUAGAUUCCAACGAACGCUGUACCGCGCAUUUCUGCAGAGCGAGGAGAUGCGGCAGAUUCUGGAGCGGAAGGGAGUGAGGGAUGUGGUGGUGGAUCCUAGAGAGGGGGGCCAGUGGGCCAAGUGGCGGGCGGCAGUGGUGGAGGAGGAGGGAAGGGAGGGAAGCAGAGGUGGGAACACGAGAAAGGGUGACCCUGAUUUCGGUAACCCCGACCGAAGCUCCAAGCUGCAAGUGCUGGAUAAGAUACUCCAUGUGUGGAAAGCUGAAGGGCACAGGGCGCUGGUUUUCUGUCAGACGCAGCAGAUGCUGGAUAUAGUCGAAUCCCUCGUGCUCAACUGUAACUUUGGAUACAGACGAAUGGACGGCAGCACGCCGCCCGGGCUGCGGGCGGCGCUGAUCGACGAGUUCAACAGCGGGGAGGGCGGCGUGUUUGUCUUCUUGCUGACCACUAGGGUGGGCGGAUUGGGAACGAAUCUCACGGGGGCCAAUCGGGUCGUGAUAUUUGAUCCUGACUGGAACCCCUCGACGGACUUGCAGGCUGCGUUGGAUCAGGAUACGAUCGAACGGCUGGCGUCAGCCGACCAGAUUCGGAUGGAUUGUGAAGCAGCGGCGGUGGCAGCACGAGCAGAAGCAGCUCUCCGCCAAUCACAGCGCGACCGAGCCUCCAGUGACGUUUCCGAACCUACCUGGACCGGCAGGUCUGGCCAGGCUGGUGUUCCAGCCAGGGGGGGGCGGAGGAGGUUUGGUUCGGCGAGCACCAACGCUAGCAGCAGGUUCGGGAGUGGACGAGGGGAUGGGGGAGGGGUGAGCGCAGGGAUCACGGGCGGCACUGUUUUGUCCUCUAGUGAGCUGGUGCAAAGGCUGCGGCAGAGGCAAGAGGCUGUGGCAUAG
Messenger RNA from Closterium sp. Naga37s-1, 2835 nucleotides. The record is from the annotation of a GenBank genome assembly. NCBI's taxonomy places the organism in Eukaryota, Viridiplantae, Streptophyta, Zygnematophyceae, Desmidiales, Closteriaceae.